AUGGCUGGGCCUGGACGACCAGUGAAACCCGAUGGCACUCAACAGCAACCGAUAUUGGUCGACGAGGAUGAAGACGCCCCCCAGUCCGGAAUCGGUUUUCAGGUAGAACAACUGGUCCGGCAGGUUCGAAAGGGCGAUGCAAGGUUUGACCCAAUAGACCUUGAUGGUGAGGAAGACAGCUUGUCUGAGGAUCCGUGGCGUGCCGACGAAGACAGUUACGACAAUGACAACGCUAAGAUCGAGCGGGAAGAGCUCGCAAACGACCCCGGGGACAUCCAAGACGGCCCAUGUGUCCACUGGAGGAAAGCUGUGCGAAACCCUUGUCCAUGCGGUACCCACCACAAGGUGCCGAAAAUCAUGAUAGGCAGCAUGGAGCUCAGCGAGUCUCAUGUAGUCGAGUUGAAGGAGCCGGUCCGUGUCGGCCGAUAUGGAGCAGAAUUCGUUGAGAUUUAUGAGAUCUGGAUACCGAAUAAGGGUGACCAUACCUUUGUGCGUGGCCGAGCUUAUGCCAGAACAAGGAACCUAGAAGGCCGUAUCGAGCCUCGGAAGAACGAAGUCUGCGAGAUCUUGGAACUUGACGAGGACGAUUAUCGCGGUACCGAUCCAACGUGCCAUCUGGACCAAGCGUUAGUCGAGAUUUUGGUACAGGACAUCAAGGUCACCAGGACACUACACAAGACGAACAAAGCGUUUCCCGAGUGCCGCUUCGACCAUGUCCGAUAUAGGACUAAGGAAGAGAGAGAGAAUGAGGCACCUCUGACCUGUCGUUGGCAAAUGGUCUUGUCGUACCCGGAUCCAAGGUAUCGUCGUCAACAGCGGCCGAUUGCUGGCGAAUUGAUCAGGCACUACGACCAGAACGACAUACCAAAAGACAGACACCGCAUAUUAGACAGUGAACGCCGCAAAGCCCAUGAGAAAGUUCGCGGCGGCUCGUUCAUCCCAAAUGGCGCACAUGAGGGAGGUCUGAGGGCCUCUCCUAUCCACCUGGCGCCAGGACAGAAAUAUACGGUUGUCGACAUUUUCUCUGGCGCCGGAGGCUACUCGAAGGGGGCCGAGAUGGCAGGCCUGAAGGUCUUGGCGGCUUGCGACCACUGGCCGAGGUGUUGCGAGACAUAUCGGCAGAACUUCCCGGAUACCGAGCUCCACCAAGAAGACGUGUACAAGUUCAUCGACGACGUGAGCACGGACCUGACCCGCGAGCAUCUGGACGUCGAUAUCCUCCACUUUUCUCCUCCCUGCCAGACGUGGUCCCCAGCACACACGUGCGAGGGAAGGAAGGACGAAGAGAACAGGGCCACGUUGUUUGCCUGCGAGAAAAUUAUAACGAUAUUCAAGCCCCGCAUGUUUACUGUUGAGCAGACCUUUGGCCUUGCUCAGGAACGGUGGAUCCCCAACUUCAACGCCCUCCUACAGGGGUUUACACGUCACGAAUACUCGGUCAGAUGGAAGGUACUCCACUUGGUCGAGUACGGCCUCCCGCAGACGCGGAAGAGGCUCGUAAUGAUCGGCGCUGCGCCGGGCGAGCAGCUCCCCGUCUGGCCGAAGCCAACGCACAGCAAGGACCCAAAGGAUGGUCAGAAGCCGUUCGUGUCGGCUUUUAAAGCCUGUAGUUCUCUUGUUGAGGGCCAGAACUUACACGACGUCGAGGGCGCUCGUCUCACCAACAAGGCGCCAUGGGAUAGCAGCAAGCCUUUGGGGCGGACUAUCACCACUUCUGGCGGCCAAUCGUACCACCAUAGUGGGUCGCGGGAAUACACACUGGGGGAACUCGCUGUUCUUCAGGGGUUCCCUGUUUCCUUCAUCUUCAUGGGGAAGUGUAUCAAGAAGCAGAUCGGAAAUGCUUUUGCGCCAAUUGUUGUCAAGGCUCUUUUGAGGCAUCUUCGUGUCCACCUGGAGAACUUUGAUGGGGUCACUCGUCAACCACCACAGGGCCAGCUCAUUAUACUCAGCGAAGAUGAGGAUGAUGGCCGCAGCGACAAGACACAGAAGCCACAAUACAAAGACAGUAGCCAUACACAAAUCGCGAGUCAAUCUGUAGUUGAGGUCCCGGUGGCCUCCGGGAGGGAGCCACCCGGCAUGAGCGGAGAAUUCCUCCAAGGCAUGGUUGAUGAUUUUCGAAAGAACUCCGUACAACACUAUCUGACAAAGGACAAAGACAAGGCUUCAAAGAGGUGCAGCAGCUCCAGGCCCAAUCUUGGCCAAUCAAGCGGGCCAUCAAGCAGUCAAGCUCAACCAGCCCAGGGGCACAUCAGAGGCUCUGACUGUGUCCUGGAGAAUGCGGAAUACUCACAAAGCCUAGUUGGAGCCGUUGUUAUUGGAGAAAAGAAAGUGGCCCCUGUGACUACUGUAGACCCCGACACUGACUCUGGUGAAAACUUGGGUGCAGGCCUCCUUCACGCUGGGCCCAAUAACAGCAACACGGUUGCCGGGGACGUCACCUCCAGCACCCCAGACACACCUUUUCAGAUUUUCUCAACUACACAUGCUGACACGGGGACGUAUCCACAUCCAACAAACGUUGUUCAGCCCAUCAGCAGGUCUUUCAACAACACAAUCAUCAGCCAUUCCCCCCAGACGUCCUUGGGACCUGAUAGCCCACAGGAACCACCAGUUCUUCGACCUGCUAUCACCAUGUCUGACUCGGAACCACCAGGCAGACGCACCUCAAGUUGCCCGGGAGCAGCUCAGGGCCACCCUCAGGCCAUAGUCAAUGGUGUCCUCCAGGCACCCGCCCGAGCCCCAGAGCCAAAUACCAACACAGCCACAGGCCGCCGGAGUGCCAACAUGGCAAGAACCGUUGCAGACUUGGACCAUGUGCCUGCUCUGACUCGUCCAGCCUCUGUGCAAUCCACAGGACAUCAAAGUGCUCAGAAUGCACAGACUCUUGCCGCUCUCUAUCAAUCCCCAUCUACUAAUCGCCCACGCUGCAAUAACAAUGCCGGGGUGGGUCAUGCUGUGCCAGCACGCCAAAGUCUGCCUGGUUUCUCGGCCAUGCUGCCAUCCAGCCAGCGCAUCUCGGAAGCAACACCAAGUCAAGCAACACCAAGUCAAGAAACACACAUGUCUCGGAACCAAGACGAGUUGGCAAAUCCUGCCCCUGUAUCAGCCUCUAUGGCUACUUCACAGGCGCUCCGAAGGGUUGAGGAGACAGCUAAAUCCAGCUUCUUGUUUGCUGGCUUACUAGGAGCAUUGCGCAGUUACGUCCCUCAAAAUGCUGGAAACCCGACCGGAAGUAACCAGCCCGCGGGAACUGGCGAGCAUUCCGUCGCUCCCAGAGCUCAGGGCAACGCCACCAGCCAUCAGGAUUUUGAGGGCCAGCGAGGCUCGGCCACUCACAGCAGGCUUAUCCAAGGCCCUGUCACCUCAUCGGCCAGGCAGGCCGGCAUUUCCGCGGCCUUGAGGAGACGAUCACAGGGCAUACAGACAGGAGAUGGCGCGCCUGGUUCAUCCCGGGCGCGGUCGGGUGCCGACACCAUCGCGUACAAUGGCGAGUCUUCUCGCGCAGGUGACCGGCAGUCGCACCCGAUCAUUAUCGAGGGCAACGAGAUUGAAGGGGCUAGCGGAAUCGUUGAGAACGGCGGUCUUCCUGGCGGAGUAGUCGAAAACAAUACAAGCACCGACGAUCCUGCGGAUGACCAGGACGAGGCCCUACAACGCGUUCUUUGGGAGAGCCGUGCGGCUGCCCCCACCGCCGCCAACGCGGCGACCGAGACUAUCGCCCACCACAGUCCUGCAGAGCUCCAGCGGCGUAUGCUAGCCAAGUUCCGUCUCACCAAGGACAAUGGCGCUCCUGCACCUGAGAUGUUCGGACCGGGCGACCCUAAGGGCAAGGGAAAGGCCGUCGACAAGGGAAAGGCCGUCGACAAGGGAAAGACCGGCCAGACCCGAAAAUAUGACGAGUUCGCAGAGGACAAGGAGCCUGAGGGCCCGGGGAGCCAGAACAAGCGGCCCCGUCACAGCGAGUAG
Diaporthe batatas is the source of this 3966-nucleotide messenger RNA. RefSeq lists its product as uncharacterized. The record is from RefSeq and is a predicted model, not a curated record. Gene Ontology annotation, cellular component: nucleus. The transcript has a single exon. The coding region runs from base 1 to 3966 and encodes 1321 amino acids. Gene Ontology annotation, molecular function: methyltransferase activity. NCBI's taxonomy places the organism in Eukaryota, Fungi, Ascomycota, Sordariomycetes, Diaporthales, Diaporthaceae.